GUCAAAGAUCCUGCCCUUCUCCUUUUGGGGGUUUUCUCUGAUGAUUCCAAUUUCGAUCGUCUCUGUACUGGAUUUUUCAUCUCUUUAUUUUUGUGCGGGAAGAGCAUGAUUUUGAGGAUUUUAUCGAUUGGGGUUCUUUCUAUAUUUUCUUGGUGGAUUUUGGACUUUGAAGCUCUAGUUAUACUCGGUUCUUGCUUUGCAUUCUUCAACUAGUGGAUUUUUAUUUUUGUGUUUGGUGUCUUACUAAGGAGAUCAAAGCAGUGUUAAUUUAACGGACUUCGGAGAUUGUACAAAUAUGGCGAACGAUGCGGCAGCUUGUGCUGAGAGGGCCACAAGUGACAUGUUGAUUGGUCCUGACUGGGCAGUUAAUAUUGAGCUUUGUGAUAUUAUUAACAUCAACCCUGGGCAAGCAAAGGAUGCACUCAAGAUUCUAAAGAAACGUCUUGGGAGUAAAAACCCUAAAAUACAGCUUCUUGCAUUAUUUGUACUCGAGACUCUUAGCAAAAACUGUGGAGAGAAUAUGUUUCAGCAGAUUGUUGAGCGGGACAUUUUGCAUGACAUGGUGAAAAUUGUAAAGAAAAAGCCUGAUUUGAAUGUGAGGGAAAAGAUUUUGAUUCUGAUAGAUACAUGGCAAGAAGCUUUAGGGGGACCCAGAGGAAGGUUUCCACAAUACCAUGCUGCCUAUAAUGAGCUGAAGGCUUAUGGUGUGGAAUUUCCUCCCCGUGAAGAAAACAGCGUUCCUUUAUUUACUCCACCGCAGACCCAUCCAAUUGUUCAUCCUGCGGCUUCAACAUUUGAAGACACUGCAGUCGAGCUCUCUCUUGAGUCUGAUCAAUCUGGACUUAGUCUGCCAGAGCUCCAAAAUGCUCAGGGUUUAGCAGAUGUUUUGAUGGAGAUGCUUGGUGCCUUGGAUCCUAAGAACCCUCAGGGUGUAAAAGAAGAGAUCAUUGUUGACCUUGUGGAGCAGUGUCGGUCUUACCAAAAGCGUGUCAUGGUUCUUGUGAACAACACUGGAGAUGAGGAGCUUCUAUGUAAAGGGUUGGCACUUAAUGACAAUUUACAGCGGGUUCUUUGUCGUCAUGAUGAUAUUGCCAAGGGAACCUCCUCUGCUUCAGUAGUGACAAAUGACACUCCUGUUGCUCCCUUGAUGAAUGUGAAUCACGAGGAUGAAGAGUCAGAAGAUGAUUUUGUUCAAUUAUCCCGCAGAUCUACAAGAGAUACAUCCCAAGGACAGGGACGUAAGCCCCUUGGCUUGAAAAGUGAGCCUGUGCGGAUCAAUCCAAUUCUUCCUCCACCACCCUCAUCGAGGAAUCCAGUUUCUACUGAUGCUGGAAUGAUUGACUAUUUAAGUGGUGACACAUAUCAGUCCGAAAGAUCGUCUGGACCUUCAGGAUCUGCGCCAACUGCUGUUUCUACACAUUCAAAUGAUUCAAUCCCUAUCAAAUCAAGUCCUCAAAAGCUCUCUUCUCCUCCUCCAGAUGAUCUCAUAAAUCCAACGGCAGCCGAUGAUGAUUUCCUUAACCCCACGGCAUCUAUGUUUGCCUCAAAGCCUGCUCAAAGUGAUUCGCCUUCAAAGCCCAAAUCUGCUGAUCAUUUGCCUCAAGCUCCUUGGGAUGCUACCCCUGCGGGCAACCUCCCACCACCACCUGCCAAAUAUAACCAGAGACAACAAUUUUUUGAGCAACAGCAUCAAUUUCCUGGCAGCCCCUCAAAUUCCAGUGCAGGGUCUUACAACAGCUUAGUGGGGCAGACAAAGAAUCUGUCGAUUAAUCCACCAACCCCAACCAAACAAGAAAAAAACGCAGAGGAUGCGCUCUUCAAAGAUCUGGUUGAUUUUGCAAAAGCUAAGUCUUCAUCAUCAUCUUCGUCUAAGCCUCCUAGUAAUAGAUCUUUUUGAGAAACUAUAUUAAUCAUUGGUGUGGUACAGUUUCCAGUGUUGUUAGUUCUGAUCAAUAUUUCAGACUAAUAAUUACGGAUUGGAACUCAGAGCAUUGUUACUAUAUGUUUUCUUGAAACCGCUUUGCUGCCUUCAUUUUACGGACAUGAGUUUGUGAAUAUCAGUGUUUAGUGUAUAUGUGUGUGUGUACUUCGAGGUGCAAGAAUUUCACAAAGUUCUUUCACUUGUUUUCCAUAUCAGCAUGGAUUGUGAACUUGUUUUGUGCUUU
Ipomoea triloba (trilobed morning glory) is the source of this 2165-nucleotide messenger RNA. Its product is annotated as TOM1-like protein 3. The coding region runs from base 296 to 1897 and encodes 533 amino acids. Lineage: Eukaryota; Viridiplantae; Streptophyta; Magnoliopsida; Solanales; Convolvulaceae. Gene Ontology annotation, biological process: protein transport to vacuole involved in ubiquitin-dependent protein catabolic process via the multivesicular body sorting pathway. Gene Ontology annotation, molecular function: phosphatidylinositol binding; ubiquitin binding. The record is from RefSeq and is a predicted model, not a curated record. The transcript has 10 exons.